AUUGUGGGUUCUGCUAAGAUGAGCAAGAAAGCUAUGAAGAAAGGAACUUGAGAAAAGAUUUGACACAGGUCAGAGGUCUCCUAUCCCCCUCAAACCCCCACAGGAGUCACCACCCCAGGGCCAGCAUAUGGGUGAGGGGGCAGCCCCUGGGGCCUGAGCUGCCCCACCCAGGAUGCUCCGUGCCCCCCACUUCAUGCCCUUGCUGCUACUGCUAUUGCUGCUCUCACUUCCCCACACCCAGGCGGCCUUUCCCCAGGACCCCCUCCCUCUGCUGACCUCUGACCUGCAAGGUAUUUCCCCAUCAUCCUGGUUCCGGGGCCUGGAGGAUGAUGCUGUGGUUGCAGAACUUGGGCUGGACUUUCAGAGAUUCCUGACCUUGAACCGGACCUUGCUAGUGGCUGCCCGGGAUCACGUUUUCUCCUUCGAUCUUCAAGCCCAAGAAGAAGGGGAGGGGCUCGUGCCCAACAAGUAUCUAACAUGGAGGAGCCAAGACAUGGAGAACUGUGCCGUGCGGGGGAAGCUGACGGACGAGUGCUACAACUAUAUUCGUGUUCUCGUUCCCUGGGACUCCCAGACGCUCCUUGCCUGUGGAACGAACUCAUUCAGCCCCGUGUGCCGCAGCUAUGGGAUAACUUCGCUGCAGCAGGAGGGUGAAGAGCUGAGUGGGCAGGCUCGAUGCCCCUUUGAUGCCACCCAGUCCAAUGUGGCCGUCUUUGCAGAGGGCAGCCUGUAUUCAGCCACAGCUGCGGAUUUCCAGGCCAGUGACGCUGUGGUUUACAGAAGCCUCGGGCCUCAGCCCCCACUCCGCUCUGCCAAGUACGACUCCAAGUGGCUCCGAGAGCCACACUUUGUCCACGCUUUGGAGCAUGGAGACCAUGUCUACUUCUUCUUCCGAGAAGUCUCUGUGGAGGAUGCCCGGCUGGGGAGGGUGCAGUUCUCCCGUGUGGCCCGUGUAUGUAAGCGUGACAUGGGUGGCUCACCUCGGGCCUUGGACCGCCACUGGACAUCCUUCCUGAAGCUGCGGCUCAACUGCUCUGUCCCUGGGGACUCUACCUUCUAUUUUGACGUCUUACAGGCCUUGACAGGGCCUGUGAACUUGUAUGGUCGCUCUGCUCUCUUUGGGGUCUUCACCACCCAGACCAACAGCAUCCCUGGCUCUGCAGUCUGCGCCUUCUACCUGGAUGAUAUUGAGCAUGGGUUUGAGGGAAAGUUCAAGGAGCAGAGGAGUCUGGAUGGGGCCUGGAGCCCUGUGUCUGAGGACAGGGUUCCCUCCCCCAGGCCAGGAUCCUGUGCGGGAGUAGGUGUAGCUGCAUUGUUCCCCUCUUCUCGAGACCUCCCUGAUGAUGUCCUGACCUUCAUCAAGGCUCACCCACUCCUGGACCCUGCCGUGCCACCUGCUACCCAUCAGCCUCUGCUCACCCUCACCAGCAGGGCCCUACUGACCCAGGUAGCUGUGGAUGGCAUGGCUGGUCCCUACAGUAAUACCACAGUCCUGUUCCUUGGCUCCAACGAUGGGACAGUGCUGAAGGUGCUGCCCCCAGGGGGGCAAUCUGGGGGCCCUGAGCCCAUUCUGUUGGAAGAGAUCGAUGCCUACAGCCCCUCCCGGUGCAGUAGGAAGCGGGCAGCCCAAUCAGCACGGCGGGUCAUAGGGCUGGAGCUGGACACUGAAGGUCACAGGCUCUUUGUGGCUUUUUCUGGCUGCAUCAUCUACCUCCCUCUCAGUCGAUGUGCCCGGCAUGGGGCCUGUCGGAGGAGCUGUCUGGCUUCUCAGGACCCAUACUGUGGAUGGGACAGCUCCAGAGGCUGUGUGGAUAUCAGGGGACCUGGUGGGAUUGAUGUGGAUCCAGCUGGGGACCAGGAACCCAUGGAGCAUGAUGACUGCCGAGAUGGAGCUACUGGGAGUCAGUCUGGCACAGGGGAUUCUGCUUAUGUGCUUCUGAGUCCUGGCCCUUCCCCUGAGACCCCCAGCCCCCCCAGUGAUGCCCACCCCCGGCCCCAGUCUUCCACUCUUGGAGCUCACACUCAGGGCGUGCGCCGGGACCUCCCGCCAGCCUCAGCCUCCCGCUCCGUCCCCAUCCCACUCCUCCUGGCCUGUGUGGCCGCAGCCUUCGCCCUGGGCGCCUCGGUCUCUGGCCUCCUGGUCUCCUGCGCUUGUCGCCGCGCCCACCGACGUCGGAGCAAGGAUAUCGAGACUGCGGGGCUCCCGCGCCCUCUCUCCCUUCGCAGCUUGGCUCGGCUGCACGCGGCGGGCCCAGAGCCACCGCCGCCGUCCAAGGACGGAGAGGGGGCGCAGACGCCCCAGCUCUACACCACCUUCCUGCCCCCUCCCGAGGGCGUCCCCCCGCCGGAGCUGGCCUGCCUGCCUACCCCGGAGUCCACGCCGGAGCUGCCGGUCAAGCACCUCCGCCACGCCGGGGGUCCCUGGGAGUGGAACCAGAACGGCAACAACGCCAAGGAGGGUAGGGGCCGCGCCCGGGGCGGGAACGCGGCGGGCGGCCCCGCGCCGCGCGUGCUGGUGAGGCCGCCGCCGCCGGGGUGUCCCGGCCAGGCCGUGGAAGUCACCACCCUGGAGGAACUGCUGCGCUACCUGCACGGCCCGCAGCCGCCCAGGAAGGAGGCCGAGCCCUCGGCAGCCGCCCCUUUCACCUCGCGGGCACUGCCGCCCGCCCCCGCCCUCUUUGCGGGCCCCAGCCUGCUUCCCCGGGACUGUGCCCCGCCUCGGAGGCUGGACGUGCCCCCGGAGGGCAAGGGCCCGGCCCCCGCCGCGCGGCCUGCUCUCUCCGCCCCAGCGCCCCGGCUCGGGGUGGGCGGCAGCCGGAGGUUGCCCUUCUCCACGCACCGCGCACCCCCCGCGCUGCUCACCCGAGUCCCCUCGGGAGGCCCCUCCAGGUACUCCGGGGGUGCCGGGAGACACCUCCUGUACCUGGGCCGGCCUGAGGGGCACCGGGGCCGCGCCUUGAAGAGGGUGGACGUCGAGAAGCCCCAGGUGGCCCUGAAGCCUCCCCUCGUGGGGCCCGCCCCGCAGCCUGCCGUCCCUAACGGCAGCCAUUUUAACUUUUAAAGGGAGCCGCUCCAAGGCCGCAAAUGGGACCCUUGCGGCCCAUGCCCUCAAAGGCCGUGAGCGUGGACGCGUCUCCAAGGACAGGUCACCGCCCUCUCUCCUCGUUCCGCACCUCCAGCCUUCCUGGACUCUGAGAGUCUCCCGGGGUCCCUGCCCGCCCCGGGGUUAUUUAUUGACUGCCUUUCCCCCUGUCCUCGAGAGAGGAGUGGGAGGUGAGAAGCUCGCCCCCUCAGUGAGCCAGCUUUUCGGGGGGAACUGGCACACUCCCGCUCCCCCCCUCCCUCAGCCAAGCUGCCUUAACUCGCCCUUCCGGGCCUCCACACACUGGGCCCCGGGCGGGCCGCACGGCGGACGGACGGGGCUGGCCCACGCGCGUUAUGUACAGAGUCCUCGGGCCUCCUGGGACGUGCCUCCUCCUACUGUGUAGGAGCCUCCCCUUCCCAAUACAGCUGUGUCCCCGAGCCGCUGUCUGACUUUACUCGCGGAGGGGGCGGGGCGGGAAUCGGUCGGCUGCUCCGAGCGCCUUUGCUCCAGAAUCUCUGCCUUCAACUGGCCUUGAGCUCUCUCCUGAGUAAUUGGGAUGGCUGCGGUCCCACCGGGGUUAAUCAGGAAAGCUUUCCUGAAGGAGGCAAGCUAAGAAAUGGUGCGUGGAGAUGAACCAGGGCCCAGGAGACCCCGGGUAGAAUUUAGGUGGGGUUAGGGAGGGCACUCCGAUCACG
Molecule: messenger RNA, 3780 nt
Organism: Hippopotamus amphibius kiboko
Lineage: Eukaryota; Metazoa; Chordata; Mammalia; Artiodactyla; Hippopotamidae
Gene: SEMA6C
Product: semaphorin 6C
Exons: 20
Coding region: 173-3061 (962 amino acids)
Biological process (GO): axon guidance; neural crest cell migration; negative regulation of axon extension involved in axon guidance
Molecular function (GO): chemorepellent activity; semaphorin receptor binding
Source: RefSeq, a predicted model, not a curated record